AUGCUGCUGCGGCUCCUGGUGCUGCUGGGCGCCUGCCCGGGGCUGUCGCGCUGCCUGGGCUCCUUCGUGCAGUGCGAGCCCUGCGAUGCCAAGGCGCUGUCGCUCUGCCCGCCGCCGCCGCUGGGCUGCGAGCUGGUGAAGGAGCCGGGCUGCGGCUGCUGCCUCACCUGCGCCCUGCCCGCCGGGCAGCCCUGCGGCGUCUACACCGAGCGCUGCGCCCGCGGGCUGCGCUGCCUCCCGCGCCAGGGCGAGGAGAAGCCGCUGCACGCCCUGCUCCACGGCACCGCCGUCUGCCUCAGCGAGAAGAGCUACCGCGAGCAAGCCAAGGCCGAACGGGAGUCCCGGGAGCACGAGGAGCCGACCACAUCGGAGAUGACAGAGGAGUCCUACCCGCCCAAGGCCUACCGGCCCAAGCACGGGCGCCUCUCUGAGCUCAAGGCCGAAGCCCUGAAGAAGGAUCGCCGGAAGAAGCUGACGCUGGCCAAGUUCGUGGGCAUGGCUGAGAACACGGCCCACCCUCGUGUCGUCAUCCCCGAGCUCCGUCAGGAGUUUGAGCUGGGCCCGUGCCGCAGGCACAUGGAGGCGUCGCUGCAGGAGCUGAAGAGCAGCCAGCGGAUGGUCCCCCGCGCUGUCCACCUCCCCAACUGCGACCGCAAGGGCUUCUACAAGAGGAAGCAGUGCAAGCCCUCCCGGGGCCGGAAGCGUGGAUUGUGUUGGUGUGUGGACAAGUAUGGCAUGAAGCUGCCGGGGACUGACUUCCUGAGUGGAGACCUGCAGUGCCACGCGUUCGACAGCAGCAAUGUGGAGUGAAGCCGCAUCCCCUCCCUCCGCCCCAUCACUAUCUACCCAGACUCCCACCCUCCCCUCUGCACCUCCCCACACCCCGGGACUCCGAUUCCUUUCAUCUCAUGUAAGAAGAAAAAAGGAAGGAAAAGAAAAAAGAGAAAGAAAGGAAAAUGGAAAAAAAACAGAAAGGGAAAGAAAGAAAGGAGAGAAGUAAGGAAAGGAAAAGUAAAAAUGAGAGAAAAGAAAGAAAAAAGAGAAAAGAAAAGGAAAAAAGAAAAUUAAAAAAGAGAAAAUAAGAGAAAAGAAAGAAGAGAAAAGGAAAAAAAGAGAAGAGAGAAAAAUAAACCCUGAAGAAACUGAGGACUCGGAAUCUACAGCAGCCUUUUGACAAGGACUCAGCAAGGAAAGGAUAGAGCCAGAGACAAACCAGCCAUGGCCGCUCUGCCGUCCUGCACCUGUCCCCAAUGCUACCUGCACCCCUCUGCCACAAGCAGAGGUCACCCCGACGUAGGAAGCUCUCCAAGUUGGUGAUUUUCCAGUAUGGGUUUUGGGCAGGUUCAUUUUUAUUUUUAUAUUUUUUUCAUGUUAGCUAGUUGAUUUCUGAAGAGUCUUGAGAGAAAAUUUUGUGGCCACCAGCGUUCCCCUUGCAGUCGUCCAGAGUGUCCUCCCCUUGUUGCUGGGACUCACUUGAGUUGAUUUCCAUCUCAAAUGACUGCCCCCAGUCCAGGCAGAUUUCAGCAAGGGAGGAGACAUGGGACUGUUCGCUCUGUGUCUGGAGAUAAGCUGGGGAGGGAAACACAGAUCCUGCAACAGCACAAAUACCCCCAGAAAGUAUCUGGACUUCAAAAAAAAUCAUCACAAAAGGAAAUACAGUCUUCCCUGUCCGGUUCAUCUUGAUUGGCAGAUCAGAAUUUUUCUUGGACAAGCAGGACUCUGACCUUUGUCCAUCCAGGUGUGAAAGUGUUCAUCACCUGCGUGCCACUUGUGUGUGCAUUGACCUGGCUUUCCCUCAUUGCAACACUUCACCUUGAACUCUGGAGAUUUCAAUGUAAUAUGCAGCUGGGGGAUAUGCUGCUCCUCCCAAAAACAAUUAAUAACCUGCUGGAUUAAGCACAGAAGCGAAGUUAUGGAGGAGCAUCGGUGCCUGUGGAAUCAGGGCCUCAUUAACAUUGAGGACUGCAUCACUGUUCAGACUGAAGUAUCCCCUACAUGGGGACAGGGGAAUCAGGGCCAAAACUCCUCACCACAUUUUGCCACCACAAAGACAACCAAACAAUGGAGAUUUUUUUUUUUUUUUUCACAGCCAAAAAUAUGGUUUGCUCCAGGGAAAAAAAAAAACCCCAAACCUCCACUUUGUUUCAUCAUGGUUUUUUGUUAAGGCUGGUUUAUAGCUUUCCCCAUGAGUAGGAGAAUGCCAGUCUCCAUCCUUUUGCAUUGAGGAUACUGCUCAUGUUGCCAUGGCUGAUUCCCACCACCCUGCAGUAAGAUCCUGUGAUGGGUCCUUGCCUUUAACCUGGGACACAGCUCCUUGUUGAGUGACAGCUGCCACCGUACCAUGGAGACCCACUGCCUUGGGCAUGCUGGGACAGCCCUCGGCUGCCUUCCUGACUCAUUUGUUGUUUUUAACAUUUGCAUUUGAUUUUGGGACUCUGGCCUCUUGCUUAUCCAUGACAAGGGUCUCCAUGAUGUUGGUGCUGGAAGGAGAUCCUGCAGCGAACAGAAGAAAAGAAAGGGAGCUGUGGGGUCUGGGUGCUGUGGUGAGGAAACACACCUGCUGGGAACCACAUCCUACUGCCACAGCUGGAGCUGGCAGCCAACACUGGCCAAAGGACACAGCUGAUCUCAGGUGGAAGAUUCCUGAACCCCCAAAUCCCUUUGAGCUUCCUGGACCUGGGCAGAGAAAAAUGGAGGUCCACAGCACCACUGGGGCCCCACCAGUGGGGAUAGGACAAGGGGGAUUCAGCACUAAGGAGUUCUGGUGAAGGCUCCUUGCCAUCGCAGGUUGGGAGCCCUCACAGCCUCCCGUGAGAUGACAUUACUUCCCUAAGCACUCCGUGGGCCCCCCACCAGAAUGUUACCCUGAUGGAGGGCAGGAAUGGACACCUGCGGUUAUUUCCCUCCAAGUGACAGUGGGGGCGAAUUUUGCCUAUGGACUUCCACAGAAACCAGCGGAACACAUUUCAGCCUGGGGACAAAGCACCUUCCCAGGCUUGAAAGGAUGGAAGUGUGCCAUCAAAUGCAGAUCUGCCCCCAAAAAAGCCUGUUGGAAUGGCGUAACUCCGUGUUGUUGGAGGGGAGCAUGGUGGGGGCUGAGAGAGGGACGCCUCCAGGCUCUGCAGGGCUGAUGGAGCAGGGUUGGUUUAACCAGAGUGGUGGAUUAAUGCUGGGGUGCAAGUGGAGUGAAGAAUGGGGUAAAGACAGCAGGAGGAGGAGGAGCUUGUGCUAACCCCAAGGGCCACUGGACACCAUUGUUGACACUGUCCGCUUGCUGAUCCCUGUGCAAAACCUCCUGACUGUCAUAGGCCAGUACCACCUUUCCCAGGACCCUUCCUUCCUUCUCUCUUCCUUUCUUACUUUUUUUUGGUUGGUUUGUUUGUUUUGUUGUUUAAUUUCCCAAAACUUGAAAGCCUUUGGCUGCAGAGAAAGGGUUCCCCUGGGGUGGGAUGGGAGCAGACAGAGGGCAGCAGAUGCCCGUGGACCUUGCCUUUUGGGGAGGAUGCUUUUGCAGGGUGAGGGUUGGCUCACAGGGGCCCAUGGUGGUGUCACAAGGAGGCCACCACAGACACUGGGAAGGGGACACAGGACAAUGCUCUGUCCUCUCCCUAAAAAGCAAGUCUACAUGGUCCUGGGAGCCCAGAGUACCAAAAUCCAUCCCACACAGCCUCCCUCACCCUUGCACACCCCAUGCUGGGAUGGCAUUGCCUGUCCUGUCCCCACAAACCUGGUGGGAGGAUGAUGGGCAUUUGGGUUGCACCACGCUCACCCCCCAGAUCACCUUGGCUCCCAGGAUGGGGCACCAAGUGACCCCCCCCCCAGCUGCCCACUCCCUUAAGGAUCCCCGGCAGGACGAGGCUGUUUACAGGCUGCACUAAUAUUUAGGACUGGGGUUGGAGCCUGGAUUGGGCUGGGAAUGAGAGUGACUUCAGGAGGGCUUGGUCACCCUCUAGGGUGGCAGUGAUGAGGUGCACCCGUUCUCAGCACCCAGCAGCACCCCUCUGCAUUUAGGAUGAGAGAACCAGAAGGGGCAGAUUUGGAAGCUGGGGAGGGUUGAGGCACACCGGGAGAUGUGGGCAAUUUGUGCAUUGGGGGGGUUGUAAGGCUCAGGGGUCUCUGGCUAUGGUAUUUGCACCGAGCCCACGUUGGUAUCUAGGAUGCGAGUUGGGAAGGAGAGGACAAGGAUGGCUCAGGACAGCCCUUCCACCACAUCUGCCCGGGGAGCAGCACUCAGUGGCUGGGCUACUCCUUGUCUGUACUGCAGUGGACUUCGAAAACCACUAGUACAAGAGCAUUUUGCACUAUUUCUCUGCUCUCUCCCCCCUUCCCCUUUUCUCCGCCUUCCCCAAGAAAAUUCUUUGCUGUUGGUUUAAUUUUCUUUUUUUCUUUUUCUUUUUUUUUUUUGGUUUUGUUUUUUUGUUUUGUUGUUGUUGUUGUUGAUUUUUUUUUCCCCCAAAUGGAGCAUUGUAUAUUUAAAGAACUGUCAGUUCACCUCGCUUCCAGACCGCUGUCCUGGCCCUGGCUAGGAGCCCUGCCUGCUGUGGCCCCCUCCCCAGCCCCACCAGCCACCGUCACUGCCACCGGGACAGACGUCACCAUGCACGUUACCCACCGUUGUAACACAGUUGUUAAAACACACCAGAUUCCGAGUUUCCUGCCUGGUUUUUAUCUUUAAGCAAUACUCACUACACAUUUUACGGUAGCUUUUUAUAGCUUUACAUACAUACGGUAGCUCUGUUGUUUCGUUUUGGUUUUGUUGUUUUGUUGGUUUUUUUUUUUUUUCCAGUAAACAAGAAAUACUCAUAAUCUUACUGGUGGGAAAAAAAAAGAAAAAAAAAAAAAAAGCAGUUUGUGAAAAACUGACAAUGGAAGAAGAGCUUAAUGCUCUGUUUAGCAUUUUGUACUUAAAAAAAAAAAUCUCACAUUUUAUUAAAAAGUGAAGAUUGCUGUAUACUAUUUAUUCAACUUAUAAUUUAUGUUACUCUUUGAUCUUUGUCUUUUCUCAUGACAAAGCAUUUAUUUAAUAAAGUUAUGCAUUCAGUUA
Hirundo rustica (Barn swallow) is the source of this 5044-nucleotide messenger RNA. RefSeq names its product insulin like growth factor binding protein 5 (gene IGFBP5). Lineage: Eukaryota; Metazoa; Chordata; Aves; Passeriformes; Hirundinidae. Gene Ontology annotation, cellular component: extracellular region. The transcript has 4 exons. Gene Ontology annotation, molecular function: insulin-like growth factor I binding; insulin-like growth factor II binding; fibronectin binding. The coding region runs from base 1 to 810 and encodes 269 amino acids. Gene Ontology annotation, biological process: regulation of insulin-like growth factor receptor signaling pathway. The record is from RefSeq and is a predicted model, not a curated record.